UUUAGUAACAAUAAAUUUAUUUCCGAUAAUUUUCAACAACGGCGAUUCGAUCUUAAUGCGCACGCUUAAAAAUUUGUCCGGUCUCUCUCGUGUUUGCUUUCUAACUCCUUGCUGCUAAUUGCGCCAAACUCGACCUUCUUUGACCCUUUCGCUAAGGUUUGCGACCUUAGCAUGAAGCGCUAGUCAUCUCGCUCUUAUCACUGCCUAAUCUCCUGAUCGUACGCUAGCGCCAAUCUGCGCUUGGUGGUGGAAUCGCUCCGGUUAAUCCGUUCGCUUCAAUCCGUUCGCUGACAGGUGUUUGUUUACAUCAUACCGCGUGCCAAAACGUGUCAACACAUCUAAAAUCCAAUAUCGCGCAGAAUGGUUUGAAACGCCAGUGAUUUGUGAUUUCCGCACAUUCCCUAUCGUGGCGCCGAAGGUUCUGCGUGUUUUGAGUUUUCGUCGUUCGCUCCACAAUCGAUUUAAAUGUUGUCAAACGAUCACAGAUCCCAAGACGGGCUACAAAAAAAACAAUCUCAUCGGCAAUGUUAAGCAAACACAGAAGAUACAUCGAUACGGGUUGGCACAUGUGGGAAAAGCGCAUGGCACACACUCACUCACUAAGCAGUCCGAAGGGCCGGCCAAGCAAUAAGGGCGAGCUGUAUGUGUGUGUCUUUCUCUUGCCACAUCAGGGCGAAGAGGCGAAUUGUACUUCCACUGUCUUUACAGUUAUUUAUGCGAUGGCAAACAUCUCAUAAUUAGCGGUUGGCGGCACCCAUUUCCAUCCCGGUAGAUGAUGAGCGGGAACGGUGGGCAGAAACGGUAGAGCAGCCCGAGCUAUGAGAAUCGCCGUGUUCUGUGCUCUCUUUCGGUCACCUUGUAUGCACUGUGUAUUCUAAAGCAUUAUACAUUUUCACUUAAGCCGACGGGGGUCGUAGGCCCCUCAUGCCGGACGGAUGAGUUUUCGAAAAAUGUAUAUUCUUGUCUAUGCUCCCCCGCCCGCCCGUUAGUCAAGCUGCUCCUUUUUUUCUCCAGCGAAUGAUUCGAUCCGAUCGAUCCGAAUCGUGCCGCGUCUUGACCCGAAGACGAUCCGUGGGGUGAUGAGGGGACAGUGUAAUAAUCAUCAUCAUUGCACCUACCCACCCACCCUCGUAUGGAAUGGAUGGGUGACGUUGGUAGGCGGCGUUCUAAUAUCACAUUCUGCCACAAGGGGCCAAAUCGCAGGCGCCGGCACCCUUAGCAACCGUCGCGCCGCGUGAACUCCACACGUUACCAUGUGAACUGCCGCCGUUGCCGGUGCUGCUGCUGCUACUUCGAUGUUCGUUAUUUGUUUUUCACCGCUCAACAGCGCUUGGGAUGCUUUCCAUCCGUUCUGCUGCCCUUUGCUUCAGCUCAGUGCACACACACACACCGGGGGCGGAAAAAACACACAACUGCUAACGUCACGCGCUUCAUCGCAACGCACCGGACAUUGCUUUUCUGCUGCUGCCGUCGCCGCCGCCCCCCGGGGAAGAUAGUGUUUGCCAGCGGUUCCGGCAGUUCCGGCCGAAGUUCCAGCCUGUGUGUGUGUGUGUGUCGGGGAAGGGGUGAAAGUGACGAGAACGCAGGUCGGCGAAUAACCUCCAACAAACAGGGCGCGCCCACCCACCCGUACAGCAAUAUCAAUUACAAACGAGCCGCCCUCCCGAGGAUGGGUGGUGAAGAGGGCGAAUCAUUCUCGGUGGCGGGCACGAGCGCUUCCGGCGGUACGCUGUCCAUCUCGGUGCCGGGCGGUGGCAGCAGCAGUACUGGUGGCGGUGGUCCCGGUGCCCGUACGACCGGCCGAAAGGAUGUGACCGUCAAGUUCCAUCUCAUGAAAGCACAAGUGGUUGCCCACGCCUACCCGCGCCAGCACACGCUGGAGGAGGUGAAGGAGCACAUUGCGUGCAAGUUUCAGGUGAAAUCGAAAUUCCUGGUGCUGCGCCAGGCGGGCGCGGAGCUGCCCGGCCACCGGCGGCUGGAGGAGCUGUGCGUCAGCGAGUACAACGUGUGCGAUCUGGAGCUGCUGCUGUCCGAGCUCGCCCGGGACGAGAAUGUGCAGCUCAACCUGAAGCUGUACUACCGCAAUCUCACCCUGCCCGACAUCAUAACGGUGCGCAUUGCCGGCGAGGACGGCAAACCGAGCCGCGACGUGGUGGUGGAAAUUGAGAACCAAGUCAUCACCAAACCCUUCGUCGGGGGCUACAUCAACAAGCAAAACAACGUUGAGUACCAUCACGCCUUCACGCAGACGGGCCCACCGGCGGAUCGGUUAGCUCGGCCCGGGACCAAAUUUAGCCGCGACACGCAAACCAUAUGCGAACGGACGACCACCACCACCAUCCCGCGCUGCCAGGCGGUGCAGCAUUCGGGGCUGGCGGUGGCCGAACGCAAAGUGCCCGACGGACCGUGCCGCCAGCCGCUGCCGUACGAAACGGCGCAGGAGCUCGAGCGGCGCAAAGACGUCGCCGGCAAGGUGCUGCUGAUACAGCGCAACUUCCGGCGUGUGCUGUGGCAGCGGCUCGUUAAAAAGAGUGCCGCCGAAUGGAGAGCGUUGCAGCAACGGCAGCAGGCAAAUGAAGCCGGUGCACAGGAAUCGAAAACCCUCGCGCACAACAAAACGGCCGUCUCCCGGGCGUACCCCAAAACGAACGAAGAGUUCGACGCACUGUUCGCUCAGAUUCACUGCUGGAAGGAGAACGAGAUGAAGCUGAUCCGCGAAAAGUACUCCGGGGCGCCCAAAAUAGCAGAGAUGAACAUACUGCUCGACAAAGAAAUUCAGCUGCUGAACGGCGUCGAGCGGCAGCGGCGCGCCAUCCGCCGGGAGCAGCUGGAGGAGGUCGUCGAGCGGCAGCUGGUGAAAAUCAGUGAACCGAAGCGUUGGGUCGGCUACAACAAUCGCGUUAUCGAGAUGGAAACACCGCAAACGCAACGGGCCCGCUUUCUGCUGGUGUACUAUCGCCGGUUAAAAAUGGCCCUACCGCCAAGUGCCGGUGGCGAUCCGCAAGAGCACAUGGCACUGCUGGACGAACUGGCUGAUGUAAUUGUGCAGGAGAACCAUCCCGCCACGGAAGAGCUGGAAAACUUGCUGCAACGGGAACGCAAACUGCUACUCUGUCAUCUGCGCACGGAAGAUUUGUCGAUUCUGCGGAAGCGGCAGCUAACCCUACUAGCCGAUAUUAUACGCACCGAUCCGGAAAAGGCACGCGAAAGGCCGGUUACGAAACUGUGCCGCAAAUGCAAAAAACUUCGCCCGGCAAACGCAUUCACCGUGCACACACGCCAACGAUCGGCUGACGUUUGUGGCCAGUGCACGUCACUGCUCGGAUCGACCGUUGAUAUUGCCGUCUAUCGCUCGAUCCUGCGUGCAAUAAGGCGCGACGAGCGGAAGCGCGGCUCGCUCGCGUCCUACGCGUUCAUCAUACAGGAGAACGACAUCAAGCACAUAGUGGAAAACAUUUGGCACGGCCAUUCGGUCAUCUCGAACGAUACGGAUCGGGCCGACCUGAUGCUGCCGCGCUGGAAUGUCGCCCAGGACUGGUCGCCGUGGAACUGCAUCUGCCUGACCGAGCAGGAAACGCGGGCCCACCUGAAGCUGCAGCGGCUGGACCGCUUCUAUCAGCCGAGCGUGCUGAAGGAAAUACAAAGCAAGCACGCACUGGCCCGGUCCGUGUUCGGGCAGCUGCGCGAGAUCGACCAGGAGUUUACCGAGUCCGGCGACUGGUGGCAGGUCGGGCUGGACGAGAAGCUGGUGUAA
Molecule: messenger RNA, 3754 nt
Organism: Anopheles coluzzii
Lineage: Eukaryota; Metazoa; Arthropoda; Insecta; Diptera; Culicidae
Product: IQ and ubiquitin-like domain-containing protein
Exons: 7
Coding region: 1670-3754 (694 amino acids)
Biological process (GO): cilium assembly
Cellular component (GO): motile cilium; acrosomal vesicle
Source: RefSeq, a predicted model, not a curated record